Messenger RNA from Medioppia subpectinata, 3602 nucleotides. Lineage: Eukaryota; Metazoa; Arthropoda; Arachnida; Sarcoptiformes; Oppiidae. The record is from the annotation of a GenBank genome assembly.
AACAAAGCAUUGUUUUCAUAUGUUUUCCACACUUUGAGCACAAUUUGUGACACAAAUAAUCACUUCAUUUGUCACCGAAAAUGGCCUCAAAAGCAAAGCCGAAGACACAAUCAAACGAAGCAAUAAUCGCCGGCUUUAAUGAAUUACGAGCCGAACAAAGACAAGUGGCCAACAAAGUGGCCGAACUCGAGGCCGACCUCUCAGAACAUAAACUAGUGUUGGAAGCGUUGGCCGAGACUAACGGCGACCGCAAGUGUUUCCGAAUGAUUGGCGGCGUUCUUGUCGAGCGAACGGUCGCCGAAGUGUCGCCUUCGCUGCAGAAGAAUAAAGAGAUGAUUUCGCAAAUGAUUGAAACAUUGAAACAACAAAUCGUUACUAAAGGGCAACAAAUCACAGAAUAUAUGGACAAAAACCAGAUUCAGAUCCGCUCUCAACCGACGGCACAAUCGUUAGCCGCGUCUGAAUCGGGCGCCGGAGCCGAGGAUGUGGUCAGUUCGGUGAAUGCGGUCACUCUGGAGGCCGAGUUGGACCGCAAGACCACAACGAUCUUGAAGUUGACACUCGUUUUGGACAAGUUUUUGACACUCUUUGAAGACUAUCGGCGAUCUGUCCGUCGGUUCGUGUCUUCGUGUGAGUGCGCGGACACGACCUCUCACUCCAGACAACGCUGUCAUCGAUUGGACACAGAGUUCACGGCUAUUAUCGACGAAUACAAUCAAUACAAACACGUGAUCGCCGACGAAGAGGUUGACGACAAUGAUUGCGCGUCACCAAAAGCAGAUCCAUUGCGGUAUACGUGCGGUUACGGCGACUGUAACUUUCAGACUAGAUAUCAACGCAAUCUUAAGCGUCACGUACGCCGAGUCCACACCACUGAGUGCUACCGCUGUCGGCAACCCAUCGACGAGACAAUGAUUAGGUCUCAUCUCCAGAAGUGUGACAAACCGAUCAAUGUUGCGGUGCGAAAGUGUCCGAUCGAUGGCUGCGAUUACCAGUCCAUCAGCGGUGUGGACAUCAAACGCCAUAAGCUGUCGAUGCAUUCAAUCGGUUCCGAUCUUCAGUGCAAUAAGUGUUCGUUCAAAUGCACCACAUUUUACGCUUACAAUCAACACGUUUUUCGUUACCACAACACGAAGAAGAGGCGCAUACUUUACAAAUGCGAGAAAUGCCACAAAUGUUUUCAUCUAUUGCAUCGAUUGAACGCUCACGUGAUUCGCGCGCAUAGAUCCAAACCAUUGGAACCGCUGCGCGUUCGGGACAGACAUCGGUGCCACUAUCGCGACUGUGGCGCCAUUUUUGGGUGUCCGUCGAAACUGGCGAUACACGUCGGCGCCAAACACACCCCUCUUUUCGACGAUUGGUCUGAAUAUGUGUUCAAAUGCGAGAUCUGUGGCGAUGUGUUUAGGGACCAGCGUUUGGUUGGCCGCCAUUUGGACUCAGUUCACAAACUCAAUGGACGCAAGUAUUGGUUUAAGUGCGGAUCCGAUGGCUGCGGCUUUGAGAGCAUCUCUUUACGCGGUAUUAAUGACCACAAGAGAGACCUCAAACACGUCGGGCCCUAUGUUUUGUUUAAUAAAACGAAAGGCCAGUUGACGUGUGAAUCUGUAGCUGAAGUGUGUGGUAGUGUUAGCCCGCGUGCGGCCAACAGUACCCGCAGUCUUUUAAUGAAUUCAUUGCUUCAAAAUAACGACACGAAAGGCGUCGCAUCCAAUACAUCGGGAUCUGGGGCUCAGUUGAACCGCACGGAAAGCGCUAGAAAGAGGCCUCUGACCUACCGAUGCGAGUACUGCAUUGGUUCCAACGUAUUCGCCACAGACUCCAAGUCAUACUUCGAUACGCAUCACCGCAACUGUCACCCGAAGGCACUCGACUGUGACCUAUGUUUGGCCCGAUUCGCGACACUCGCCCAACGACUGGAGCAUCAGAUCUAUUGUACGGUUCCCAAUAUUUAUAUCUGCGACCAAAUGAACUGCUAUUUCGAGUGCACCGAUAGCGAGGCGUUUGACGAGCAUCGGCGCCAACACACAACACCACCUAUUGAUACGAUUAGCGCUCGUGUCGACGAUACUGUGGCCAAAGCGGACCCAAUUAGUGAUGUUAAUUGUGUGGCAAAAAGUGCUCAAAAGCCAAAUGAGAGCAACGGUUUAAAUGAAAGCGACGGAAGUCUUUCCGCCGAUAACUCUAGUAAUAAUGGUCACGACGUGCAGCAACUGCUUGCCCUCUUGCUAUCUCUGCCACAAACUGCUGAUCCACUUGAGACCAACUGUGAAAACAAUGAGAUUGCGGUUAAAAGUAAGCGCAAAACACCGCACACAAUAAGAGAUGAUAAUUUUGUGGACAGUACUCAUGAGAAGUCAAUUGCGAGCGACGGACGCAACGAAAGUGAUGGACGCGUUUUCAGUGAUAUUUCUCCCAUUAAUGAAGAGGAUAUACAACUGAAGAGUCUGUAUAUCCCCAUUGCUGUGCCACGAAGUACUCGUCUACCACUUGAGAUUAACUGUGAUACCAAUGAAAUUGCGGUUAAAACUGAACCAAUUAGUGGUGAUAAUUGUGUUGAAAUGAACGAAGAGAUGUCCAAUGAAUGUACGACAGGUUUGCACACAAUUUAUGAACACAUUUCCGUCGACUCUGUUAAACAAGAACUGCAAUCAAACGAGAAUCGACUCGAAUUCAAUUCUGUGGUCAAUGAAGUGGUGGAUAAUUCCAAUGAUAAUGGAUUUAUUUUUGGCGCAGAUCUAUUGUCCAAAAAUAGUGUUAUUAGACAUGAAAUGAUAGACACAAACAGUGGUCUAACCGAUGAUAAUAAUAAACACGAAACGAGUAUUAAAAGAAUGUUAGCGCACAUUACGGGGACUGGCGGUCGACCCAGAGGUCGGCCCAGAAUUCAUCCCAAAGUUGGUCCCAAAGUUCGCCCCAAAGAUGUGCCGAGAAAUCGAUGCCCGGACUGUAACCCCAGUCUCAGUACUUCAAUCUAUUAUCAUUGCAAAAAUCAUGCGCUGAAGACCUGUCCGCUCUGUGAUCUGCCGUUUAAGGGCCGCCACGCGUUGGUCGACCACUUGUCCGCAUGCAAAGCGCCGCAAGUGUUUAAAUGCAAUUCAAACAACUGUCAGUUCCAGUGCCACAACACCUAUGACUUCAAUGAACACAAACGGAUCCAUUUGACCGAAAAUAUUGAUAAAAUUAUUACCGAAUUUCAAGACGACAUACACCGGACGGAAGUGAAACGGGAACUGAACGCCAAUGACGACAACUACACCGACGUUGGUGUGAAUGUGAAUGAGUUCUUGGAAUUGAAUGAUGAGUUUAAUGUUGACCAAAGCAGUGGAUCCAGUAAUGAGAUAAUUGGCGGUACAAUUGCCGAGACUAUUGUCCCUGAUUUAGGGCACGAUUUAAGUACAAAUCAAACGACAAUUGGUUUAAAUCUCAAGACUGGCGAUGAUUUACUGACCCAAACGAGCGCCGAAAACACUGUUUCCGGGAAUAGUAUGUUUGCGAUGACAAGUAGACGAUUGGGAGGUCUGAACAGUCCUCGAGAGCCCAUCCGAAUGGCCACCGAUUCGACCAAAAAGAUCUCAGAGCUCUUCAAGAAAUACAAGAAAUAA